Molecule: messenger RNA, 2146 nt
Organism: Solea senegalensis (Senegalese sole)
Lineage: Eukaryota; Metazoa; Chordata; Actinopteri; Pleuronectiformes; Soleidae
Gene: plbd1a
Product: phospholipase B domain containing 1a
Exons: 11
Coding region: 144-1760 (538 amino acids)
Biological process (GO): phospholipid catabolic process
Cellular component (GO): extracellular region
Molecular function (GO): glycerophospholipase activity
Source: RefSeq, a predicted model, not a curated record
CCGCAGCCAAUCAGGAAACGCUCCCAUCCGCCGACGCUGCAGUUUCCUCGGAACUUCCCUCCUCCACAAACCAAGAACUGAUUUCCUCGUCCACUUCUUCAGGCUGCUACAUUUUACCGCGUGUUAACGUCUUUCAGGCAGUCAUGCCGUUAGUCAAAAGAAUACAUGUCUUUCUUUUAUUUACAGCGUUUGCAACCUUCGCCUCAGCAGACAAGAUGACAGCAGCCACAGUGUACUGGGAUGUCCAACACAAGAUGGUCCUGCUCAAAGAAGGAGUGCUGGAGACAGAGGGGGACGCAUACGGGUACCUGAACGAUACUCUGUCCAACACAGGCUGGAGUGUCCUUGAGAUCCGUGCUGGCUAUGGGAAAACCCCUGAGACUGACGAGGUCACCUUCUUCUUGGCCGGCUACCUCGAAGGCUUCCUCACUGCCCAGCAGAUGAUGGACCAUUACACCAAUAUGUACCCACAGCUGAUCCACAACCCACAAGUGCUCGGUCCUGUUCAGAGCUUCAUGGAAAAACAGGAUUCCUGGGUCAGAGAACAAGUGAAAUUGAACAAGAGCUCUGAUCCACUGUGGAAACACGCAGGUUUCAUUGUGGCCCAGAUGGACGGACUACAAGCAGGAGCCAGAGACUGGGCCAAGAAACAGGGGAAAAAGCCACUGCCCCUUUUUGCCAUUCAGUUCCUGAAUGCAGUGGGAGAUUUACUGGAUAUGAUCCCAGCCUUGGUGCCCGGCUCUGCCCCUCCACUCAGAGACUUCCAGCUUCCAGGGAUGGGACACUGCUCCGCACUCAUCAAGAUGCUUCCCGGCUUUGAGGACCUCCUGUUUGCUCACUCCAGCUGGUACACGUAUGCUGCCACCAUGCGCAUCUACAAACACUGGGACUUCCAUGUCACUGAGCCCCACGCAGCCACUGGGAAACUGUCUUUCAGCAGCUAUCCUGGUUUCCUUGUGUCUUUGGAUGAUUUCUACCUCUUGGGCAGUGGUCUGAUGAUGACUCAGACCACCAACAAUGUCUUCAACUCCUCCCUCUUUGACACACUCACCCCCAAAAGCCUGCUGGCGUGGCAGAGGGUCAGACUGGCUCAUAGUCUGGCACAUACUGGAGAGGAGUGGGCCAAAACCUUCUCCAGGUAUAACUCUGGUACCUACAACAACCAGUACAUGGUGCUGGACAGGAGUAAAGUAAAGCUUGGCCACAGUGUUGAAGACGGUGCUCUGAUUGUGGUGGAGCAGAUCCCCGGCCUGGUGGAGUACUCUGACCAGACACAGGCUCUGCGCAGAGGUUACUGGCCUUCCUACAACAUACCUUUCCACCGGAAAAUCUACAUGCUGAGCGGUUAUGGAGAAAUGUGGACGCGCUAUGGAGAAGACUUCUCCUAUGAUCUCUGUUCCAGAGCCAAGAUCUUUCGUCGUGACCAGGCUGACGUCAAGGACCUGGACUCAUUGAAGCACAUCAUGAGGUUUAAUGACUACAAGAAGGAUCCAUACUCUAAAGGUAACCCCUGUAAGUCCAUCUGUUGCCGGAACGACUUGAGGUCAGAAACGCCUUCACCAGGAGGUUGCUAUGACACCAAGGUGACUGAUUUCCAAAUGGCCGGGGACUUCCGUGCAGAAGCAGUGAACGGACCGACCACGCAGGACGGACUCCCACCUUUCUCAUGGGAUCAAUUCAGCAACAUUAGCCACAAAGGUUUGCCACAGUACUACAACUUCACCUUUGUGAAGAUGCAGCCCCUUCUCUUCGAGCCUUGAGGCACAUGUGCAUGUGUGACAGAGAGAGAGAUGCUUUCUUUCUAAUGCUUUCAGAGCAAUGAAUGUUGAAUGUGUUAAAGGUGUGAUAUGUUCAUUCUGGGCUUCGUCUAUUAGUUUUUUUUCGCUGCUUAAUGAUCAGACUGGCGUCCCACCAACAUGUGUGUUCUUUUUUCGCUUAUACAUUGAUGAUUGAUGGAGCUGCCUUCCACCUGACAACAUGCAAAAAGCUGCUUUCAAGUCACUAUGUUAACACACACGAUACUCAGGGUUUGACUAAUUAAUGAUUUGUAAAAUAAUCUGCAUUGUUUUUAACACCUGCAGACAUGCAUGUCUUGAAUACUGAGAGUAACUUUGAUUAUUUUUUAUAAAAUGUGGUGCUCAUUAAA